Molecule: messenger RNA, 1319 nt
Organism: Juglans regia (Persian walnut)
Lineage: Eukaryota; Viridiplantae; Streptophyta; Magnoliopsida; Fagales; Juglandaceae
Product: probable xyloglucan endotransglucosylase/hydrolase protein 32
Exons: 4
Coding region: 123-1010 (295 amino acids)
Biological process (GO): cell wall biogenesis; xyloglucan metabolic process
Cellular component (GO): apoplast; cell wall
Molecular function (GO): xyloglucan:xyloglucosyl transferase activity; hydrolase activity, hydrolyzing O-glycosyl compounds
Source: RefSeq, a predicted model, not a curated record
CUUUCAUAUAUGCCUGUCUUCAGCACUCUGACUCACUCUCUCAGCCUGCAUUUAUACACAAGCAAUCAUUAUUCUUUCUCCAUACAGCAAGCUCUCUUCAUCAUCCAUCUUCUUCCAUUUUUAUGGAUUUCUUUCCAUUCCUACUUCUAAUCCUUAUGGUCCCUUUGACUUCAAGCAAUGCUCAAAGGCCACCUUCUCCUGGCUACUGGCCAAGCUCUAAGUUCAGGUCCAUGAGCUUUUAUGAUGGAUAUAGAAACCUCUGGGGUCCUACCCACCAAAGAUUUGACCAAAAUGCAUUGACAAUCUGGCUCGAUCAUACUUCAGGAAGUGGGUUCAAGUCUGUUCGUGCAUUUCGAUCUGGGUACUUUGGUGCCUCCAUUAAGCUUCAACCUGGUUACACUGCAGGAGUCAUAACUGCUUUCUACCUCUCCAACAAUGAAGCUCAUCCAGGUUUCCACGAUGAAGUGGACAUUGAGUUCCUGGGAACGACAUUUGGGAAGCCUUAUACCUUGCAGACCAAUGUUUACAUCAGAGGGAGUGGGGAUGGGAAGAUUAUUGGCAGAGAGAUGAAGUUUCACUUAUGGUUUGACCCCACCAAGAAUUUUCAUCACUAUGCUAUUUUGUGGAGUCCUAAAGAGCUCAUAUUCCUUGUGGAUGAUGUUCCCAUCAGAAGGUACCCGAGGAAGAGUGCUGCAACCUUUCCACUGAGGCCAAUGUGGGUUUAUGGUUCUAUAUGGGAUGCCUCCUCAUGGGCCACUGAAGAUGGCAAAUAUAAAGCUGACUAUAGGUACCAGCCAUUCAUGGCACAGUAUACCAAUUUCAAGGCCAGCGGUUGCUCCGCCUAUGCUCCCACUUGGUGCCGCCCGCUCUCCGCCUCUCCUUCCCGCUCCGGAAGACUGACCAGACAACAAAACUGGGCCAUGAGAUGGGUUCAAAGCCACCAUUUGGUGUAUGACUAUUGCAGGGACCCCAAGAGAGACCAUUCCCUAACACCUGAGUGCUGGGGUUGAAAUUAGAAGUAAAACCUGGAAUAAUCGCCACGACCGGCCAUUCUUAUUAUGCAAAGGGCAUCAUUCUAAUUUUCAUCUUGUGAUGAUCAUGAUGAUUACUAUUUUUUGAGAUUUUAAUUAUGAGAGUGUCUUGAGAUGGGUCCCACUUGCCAGCAAGUUUGAUGCAAGGGUACUUCAGCGUCCAAGGCUCUCCCAACAAAAGAAAUAAGAUAUUGGAAAAUUUUGUGUGGAUUUCUGCAUGUACGUGUGUUUAAUAUGAAUAUUCAUGAUUUAAAUUAUUGUAUCAUUUGAAUUUAAAAUAUUUACAUA